UAGUCCAAUGGCGCUCUCUGGGAAGCAUCUGCUCGUUGCUGCCGGCGUGUGGGACCCCUGGGUGCUGAUGGAGCACGACCAACAGGGCCGCCUGGUGAAGUCGACCGGGAUUUUCAUCGACUUCAUGGACACUUUCGCUCACAAACUCAAUUUCACAUAUUCUCUAGUAGAAGCAGCAGAAGGAGAAUGGGGUCGAAUAUUACCCAACGGAUCAACAACUGGAAUGAUAGGCCAAUGUCACAGGAAGGAAGUUGACAUGGCUCUAGGCCCAUUCAGCAUAACAUAUCCGAGAAGCCUUCUGAUCGACUUUUCCGUUCCUGUCUACAUCGACAACGAAGGUAUAUUCCUCCCGAGGCCUGCACGCGAACGAGACCUCACUGGUUUUGUUAAGCCGUUUGCCUGGCAGGUAUGGAUAGCUUUGUCAGUGGCAGUUGUUGGAAGUAUGGUACUAGGAGUCGCUAUGAGAUGGUUUGUUCAACAGUGGGGGCCAGUAAGGCUGGAGCAUCAUGGUCUCCAGGAGUUUCGAGGAAAGAUUUGGCCACUGCUGACUUUUGAACCUGUUUGGCUGAUCAGGUUACUUCUGCUUGAAGAAAACAGUGGGCUCUGGAUUCCAUUGGAACGUGCCAGAAUAGCCGGAGAAUUGUCUCCAGUAUUAAGUAUGAUUGACUAA
This is a messenger RNA of Macrobrachium nipponense, 670 nucleotides long. RefSeq names its product probable glutamate receptor. The record is from RefSeq and is a predicted model, not a curated record. NCBI's taxonomy places the organism in Eukaryota, Metazoa, Arthropoda, Malacostraca, Decapoda, Palaemonidae. Gene Ontology annotation, cellular component: membrane. Gene Ontology annotation, molecular function: ligand-gated monoatomic ion channel activity. The coding region runs from base 8 to 670 and encodes 220 amino acids. The transcript is spliced from 5 exons.